Molecule: messenger RNA, 495 nt
Organism: Podospora anserina S mat+
Lineage: Eukaryota; Fungi; Ascomycota; Sordariomycetes; Sordariales; Podosporaceae
Exons: 3
Coding region: 1-495 (164 amino acids)
Source: RefSeq, a predicted model, not a curated record
AUGAAGUCCUUCUUCCUCCCCGUCGCCGUCCUCGUCUCGGCCGCCAUGGCCCAGACCACCAGCGUCUGUGGUGCCGACUACAUAGUCGAGGCCUGCCUCGGCUCCGAGAAGGCGAAGCUCGCCGCCUGCGGCCAGAGUGACUACGACUGCUCAUGCGCCGCCUGGCAAGCUAUCCUCACCUGCUACAACAACUGCCCCAACGACUCUCGUCUCCACUCUGACGUCGGCCAAAAGGACAUCUUCUGCGGCUACGCCUCCCAGUUCCCUUCCAAGGCCACCGCUGCCCCUUCCGCCUCCAAAACCAACAACGUCACCCCGACCCAGACCCCACAUCAGAACCAGGUUGAGGAUGACGCGAGCAACACUGACGACGAGUCCGGCACCUCCACCUCCACCAGCUCCCCAGCCACCAACACCAACAGCGCUGCGUAUCUCGCCCUGAACGCUGGCGGUGUCCUCGCCGCCAUCGCCGGUGUUGUUGCUGUCGUGCUCUAA